GUCUGGAGGCUUUAUUUUCCGUCAUGUCUUCUUCUUUUUCUUUUUCUUUAUCUUCUUCUUCUCGUCGUCUGUGAAAAAUCUUCGCGGUGAAUUUUAGUUUUCAUAAUUUCACUAAACUCUUUAUCGUCGAAUGAGCAGUUAAAACCCUCGGAGGGAGAUUCACUGUCCCGGUGGCAGAGACGCUUCUGUCGUCAGAAGAUAAGUCAUAUCCCCAGAGAGGAUCCUGACCAGACUGCAGACACCAUGAGGUGACGACUGUAGCAUCUUGUAUUUUUACAGACGUGGACUUAUGGCAAGGAUCACUUUGUCCUGCCUGCCGGCCUCCUGGUACUGCAGCGUGUCCCUGCUGUCCCUGGGCUGUGCUCCCAGACAGAGGCUGCUGCUGCUGCUGCUCCUCUUCAUCAUCUCCACUCUCCUCAUCUUAGGGACCAACCAGAGGCUGCUAUGGGGCCCCCAGCGACAGCCUGGUGCCCAUUACAACAAGUACCUCUCUAUGGCAGAGUCUAUGGAGGCCACUGACGUCCUCAACCCCGCUCUGAAUUAUGGGAUUGUGGUGGACUGUGGCAGCAGCGGCUCUCGGGUGUUCGUGUACUACUGGCCCCCCCACAACGGGAACCCCCACACCCUGCUGGACAUCCGACAGAUGAAGGACCACGACCACAAACCUGUGGUGAAGAAGAUCAAACCUGGCAUCUCCACUCUGGCAAAGACACCGACGCAGGCCAGUAACUACCUGCAGCCUCUCCUCAGCUUCGCCGCCGCUCACGUCCCGAAGAACAAACACAAGGAGACGCCGCUCUACAUCCUCUGCACUGCUGGCAUGAGGCUGCUGCCAGAGAGCCAACAGGCGGCCAUCUUGGAGGACCUGGUCACCGAUGUUCCCCUGGAGUUUGAUUUCCUUUUCUCCAGCUCGCAUGCUGAGGUCAUCUCAGGGAAACAGGAAGGAGUGUAUGCCUGGAUUGGCAUUAACUUUGUGUUGGGCCGCUUUGAUCACGCUGACCAGGAAGACGCCACAGUCGAGGUGACAACUGGGUCCCAGAACCAGCAGCCAAUCAGCAGGCGGCGUACAGUGGGAAUCAUGGACAUGGGUGGAGCUUCUCUGCAGAUUGCCUAUGAGGUCCCCAGUGUCAUCACCUUCAACUCACCACAAGAGGAGGAGGCAGGGAAGAGUGUUCUUGCAGAGUUUAAUCUGGGCUGCGAUGUCGAGCACACGCAACACGUGUACCGAGUCUAUGUCACCACGUUCCUCGGCUUCGGAGGAAACAUGGCCAGGCAGCGAUACGAGGACCAGCUGCUGAAUAAGACAUUCGCCAAGAACAGGUUUCUAACCACUCAGACAGGCCUGACUGAGGACAAACCGUACCUGGAUCCGUGUCUGCCGGCCGGCCUGUCAGACACAGUUGUCAGGGACAACCGCACCUUGUACUUGAGGGGUCAGGGAAACUGGGCUCAAUGUCAGCAUUCUGUGCAGCCCUUCCUGGGCCUCCACAAUGGCACCAUGUCCCCAGGGGGUGUAUAUCAGGCUCCCAUCAACUUCAGCAACAGCGAGUUCUACGGCUUCUCAGAGUUUUAUUACUGCAUGGAGGACGUGCUGAGGAUUGGAGGACAGUACGACAGCGAGAAAUAUUCCCGAGCUGCUACGGACUACUGCUCAACCAAGUGGUCGACGCUGAAACUGCGUCUGGACAACCAGCUUUUCGCUCAGCAGGCCGACGUCAGCCGACUCAAGUUUCAGUGCUUCAAAUCGGCCUGGAUGUACGAGGUGUUGCACUCUGGCUUCCGUUUCCCCGCUGACUACCCGAGUCUGAAAACGGCUCAGCUGGUUUAUGACAAAGAGGUUCAGUGGACGCUGGGAGCCAUUCUGUAUAAAACACGUUUCCUGCCUCUCAGGGACCUGCAGCAGGAAACGCUGCGACAGAGCCACCCCAGCUGGCUGCGCUUCUCCUUCGUCCACAACCACCACCUGUUCUCGCUCUGCAUCCUGGUCGUGGUGCUCGCCAUCCUGCUCUACAUCCUGCGCCUGCGAAGGAUCCACCAGCGGGAGCAGCGGCAGACUGAGGCCCUGAACCUGCUCUGGGUCGAGGAGGGAGACGCCCUCCUCCCCUGAGGAAGACGUAACAGGAGGUUCCACGUGGAUGACCAGCGUGACCGCAAAUCCAGCAGUAAAGAAUGUGAGGAUGAUAAUAAGGAUCCUGAUGAUUACUCAGCAGCCUGGGGCGUACGUGAAGAGGCAGGAUUUCAUUUCAUGGAGAAACAACACAGAGCAGAGACCCUUUAAUGAGCCUGGACUUCAAACUCCUCUUUAUUCUUUGAUCGUGCAGCUUCGAGCACAGAGCUCAUCUCAGGCGGGAAAGAUGUUCCCUCUUUCUCUUCAAGAAUAUUUCACAUGAAAAGAAACACCUCUGCAUUACAGGAUCAAUCGCUAACCGUUCCCUCUCAGAUCCAGUUUCUAGUUUCACUGCGGGCCGCCAGCCAACCUGGAUUUUAGUGUUGUGCUCUUUACUGCUGAGAGAGAAAACACAGACAGUGAAAACCCCUGGAAGAGAUCUGAUGUAAGAAUGUUGGAUUAUUGAUCGUUCAACAUCCGUUCAGGAAAAAUUACCUGAUGACGCAUGAGAAUAUAUUUGAUUUAACAGGAAUCCAAGUGACAUCUCAUGACCAGAUCUGUCCCACAUCAUUUCCUUCCCUGAUUAAAAAUCAUUCCUCUCCAGCAAACAAAGGAAGCAAAGACGAUGAAGCCGUCACUCAGCGGAGAACAGGUUUUUUUUCCCACUCGGUGAAACCGCAGCGACAAAUAAUAUUUCUCAACCAUCAUCAAGCAGCUGAAGCAUCAACAGCCUCACAACUGAUUUUAAGCGUUGAUCUUCAGUGAGGUGAUGUCACAGCGAGUUAACGUCUCUGUCAUCUUCAUCUCUGUCCGUCCCCGAUGGAAAUAUUUCCCCGAGAGCAGUCCCCCAGACUGAUGACAAUGACGUCGACCACAGAGCUUCAGCCUCAGAUUGUGCUUUGAUACUUGAAUGCCACUGUUGUCCUGCCAGGACACCCCCCCCCCGGUCCAGAUCUUUAUCAGCACAAAGCCAAGAGGCGUUCUAUCUGCGACAAGCUGAGAGAUCUGCUCGGCGUCUGGAUGAAGCUGCUGAAAACAGACAAAGACCCCAGAGGCCUGAUUUUAAACUGCCUGAUUCCAAAAUGCAAGAAUUGCACUAAAGGGAAGAAUCUGGUCUCAUCCGAUGUUAAACAAAAGGAUGAAAAGCCUUAUUGUGACAAUAAGGGUCUGUUUUUCUCAUUUAAAAUUUUUACUGUAUUUCAUGGCUGUCAAUAUAUUUUUUUUUUUCAGUGAGUCAUGUUAUGUCCUGACGACUCGAACAGCGGAGCAACAACCAUGACGAUGCAAAUGUGUGUCUGAUUAUUAACUGUUGAAACUUCCUGAGAAGUUAAAUGACGUGUUGAUCCCACAGUGGGAGAGGUUUUUAUGUUAAUGUCCAAAAGAUGAUGUGAUAUGUAAUUAAUUCCUAUGGAUUUUCUUCAGAGGUGUGUUGACGAUUAAGAUGCUGAUUCCUUUGUUAAAUCAUGCGUUGUAACCUGUGCUGUUGUGUACGUUUGUUGUUAAAGGAGACAUGUGUUUGUUCAGUGUUUCUUUCCUCUUGUGGUUUAAAGGUUUUUCUGUUCUGUAGUGAAGGGAGCUGCUCUCCUGCACAGAAAACAAAGAAACACCUCGUCAGUAGUGCAGCGAAUAAUGUAGCUGCUACGUCCAUGAACUGUAAUUAAAGGUGGUUGAAGAGUCUCCGCUUCCUCCCGCUCUCCAGAGAUGAUGCCAAAAACACCUGAAAUUACAAAAUAAAGUCAACUUUCAUGUCCCAUACUGCAGCCAGCCACCAGGGGGCAAUCACGACGCUUUGGCUUCACUUUUGGGUCAUGUCGCCCAUCUUUGUUCAGAGUCCUGAAUGUGAACAGAACGUGUUUCCUUUAACAAAGAAGCUGCAAAUACAACAGCUUUGUAAAAAAAAAAAAAAAAAUCUAAUGUGAUUCCACUUGUUCUUUUCUUCUCGUUCUCACUCUGAUGGAUUCUGACGUGACGUCGUCAAACCGUCAGCUGGAGUUUUCACCCUCUUCAUCUGUACCUCAGUAGUUUGACUCUGACGCAGCAGACGUGAAAUCUGAGCUCCGACAGAGACGUCCUCCUUUACCUCUCAAUCACAAACCUCACGCUCUCUUCCUGGUUUUGUCCUGAGGUGGAUUGUGGGAUUUCUGCAGCUUUAUGAACUCGUCGGGUGUUUUUUCCAGAGCUGGGCGUCGUGCAAUGUUGAACUAAUGAAUUAUUGAAGGGAACCCUCCACUCUGAUGGUUUUAAUCCAGGUAUCUUUAACAUCAAUGUGAAUAGAAUCAAUUCCAUCCCAAUAAAGAAAAAACUUUUUGUAAUAAA
Paralichthys olivaceus (Japanese flounder) is the source of this 4423-nucleotide messenger RNA. RefSeq names its product ectonucleoside triphosphate diphosphohydrolase 7-like. Gene Ontology annotation, molecular function: GDP phosphatase activity; UDP phosphatase activity. Lineage: Eukaryota; Metazoa; Chordata; Actinopteri; Pleuronectiformes; Paralichthyidae. The record is from RefSeq and is a predicted model, not a curated record. Gene Ontology annotation, cellular component: Golgi apparatus. Gene Ontology annotation, biological process: UDP catabolic process.